AUGGCUCUUGCUGGCGAGGACCAAAGUGAUUACGUGGCGGAGACGACGUCGAGUGUCUCAGAAACCACGCCAUUGAUUGCCCCCGCCGCCCCGAAAGGGUGGUGGAUGGGGGAAGAGUGGCUGUGGACCCGCGGCUGGCGACGCCACUCCCGGGCCCAGCGCCACACCCGAGUGGUGCUUUUGCUGGUGCUUGCGGCCAUCGUGUUGUCGGGGUUUGCGUUGACGGUAUUUAUCGGUCUCAAUCUCCACUCGUUCGUCGAUGAGCUGGUUAUAGUUACCGUCCAUAAAGUGGACAUUGUCGGGCUCCACACCAACGGGUUUGACGUGGUGGUUCGAGCAAACUCAACGGUGGAUUACUCGCGAGUAAACAGUACCGUGGUGCUGUGGGCGUUGCUGUUGGGAGCGGGGAUUAUGGGGUACGUUACCGCUAUGCCUGUGGACGGAGUCGAUUUAUGGGCUAAACCGACAGUGGCUGAAGUGGAGUCGCUUGCGUUGGGUACGUUUUAUCCUGAAACGGCGAUGACGGUGAAUAUCACUAAUCACCGAGCCUCCCAAUUGGAUGUAAAGGGGCUUGUUCGCUUAGAUGUGGCUAACCUUGUUCGGUUCCUUCAAUACGUUAAUGAUGUCCCUGAUGCGGUAGUGGAAGUGGAUGGCCGAGCAGUAAUGGAUGCCCAAGUGAAAGUAGGGAGAUUUCUACCACCAGUGGUGGUUAAGGGCGUGGAAUUCUCGAAACACGUGUGGCUUGAAAAGACGACCCUCUCUCAGUAUACGGUGAAGGAGACGGAUAACGGACUUGAAUAUUAUGGAGAGAUGAACCUAGGGAAUUCGUCAAUCUCCGUAAAUGUCCCAGAGACUGAUGUUUACGCCUGGGGGUGUGAUGACUACCAUGACCUAAAUGCUACCAUGGCCAUGUCUACCAUUAAAGAUAACACUUUAAGAGUGUCGGGAGUGCUUGGCAAGAUACCUGACAAAUUCCUCAAGAGUUGUGGUCACGAUUUAUCCCCUAUCAAUCGAUGGGCUCAGAUAAUAAUGGCGCAGCCGUGGCCGCUUCCUCAGGUGCUAGGGGUUUCUAUCAAUGCCCUUGACGUCAUAAUCGAUUCCAGCGGGCCUGGAAUCACCAGCCACCACAACUCACUGGUGCUGAUUUACCUUGCAAGCCCUCACCACGUGCGCAUCCCUCUGUGGCGAGUGACGUCGUUUGUGAGUAACGUGACGGCGUGGAAUGACGAUAAUGCCAUUAUCCACGGUACUACCAAGGGACUGGAGGUGCUCAACACCUAUUAUAGUCCGUUUCUGGUGGAGAUUGAUUGGCACAGCACGAACCAUAAGAGCGAGGUCACUAACGCUAAAAGUGCGGGGAAAUGGGCCAACGCUUGGCUCCACCAUGAUCAUAAACCUUUAGAGCUCGCUGUUGACUUGAAACUGGUGGAUAUCGAACUGUCCGUGCUUUCCACUAGGCUCUAUGACCUACAGCUUAAAGUUCCCGCUACUAUUCCCCCCGUGGUUCCGUCGUUAAAACCUAAUGUGCUGAUCGAUUCAGUGGUGUGUCUUGAACUGAAACAGAACCGAGUCAAGUUUACUGUGACCGGUACUGUAAUCUGUGAGGGCCUAGUGACGGUGGAUGCCAGUUCGGAGUCGGUGACGGUGGCGUUAGCUUCAAAUAAUGAGACGUGGGGUUAUGCCACCGUACCACAAUUAGUGGUUCCCGGAAGAGGCAAUCAGGCUCCGUUUAGCGUGGAUGUCACGUUAAAUGCCUCGACACCAGAAUCGUUCGCUCAGUUGGCGGCAGUGAUGUCUCAGCUUAUUCUGGGGGAUACCGAUGUUGCCGUGGAUAUCGUCAAAAUGACGAGUAACCCUAACCCCGAGCUUCUGACGCUCUUAGGAGAGAUGACCAUCCCUAAAGUACCUGUCCCCGAGCUCCAUUUCGUCACUGGUUGGCAGGGGGAGCCGGCGCUGCCGUUUAUCCUCGAGCUGACGGUACAUAUUGUCCAGAAGAAGUUUACCGUUACAGCGUUUAACCCCGUGGUCAACUUACCGCUUACGGUAGUGGUGUUACGAGGAACAGCGCUGUACCACGGGGUUAUAUUAGGCCACAUGGAGCCCUACCGAGUGCUAGCGGUGACUCCCGGAGUAUGGCGGCUGGCACCGUUACCUAUCGUCAUUGAGGACGUGGGGAUGGAUAUAUUGAGACGAGUGCUAAAUGGGGAUUUGGCAGUGGACAUAGACGCUGAGAUCGAAGUGACGAUGGGGUCGUUUACUGUCCCGAUCCACUACCAGGCCCAGGGGAUCCAACUGAACAUUAGAUGGUAG
Molecule: messenger RNA, 2310 nt
Organism: Diutina rugosa
Lineage: Eukaryota; Fungi; Ascomycota; Pichiomycetes; Serinales; Debaryomycetaceae
Exons: 1
Coding region: 1-2310 (769 amino acids)
Source: RefSeq, a predicted model, not a curated record